AUGCAAGUAUCCCAAAAAUGGGUGGCUUUUGAGGCAUGCGUCACCGUUAACUGGGAGGAAAUCAGAGAUCAUGUCAUACACUUUCGAGUACUCGGAGAAUCAAGAUUAUUCACACUGGACGGAAAUUUUCGUAAUACAAACAUUAUUGAUCUAGUAAAGUUUCAUCUCGAAAGCGGUUCACCCAUAGCAGAUGAAGUGAAACUUUUGAGGCCUAUACCAAAACAAAGAUGGGAGCUGACAAAAGAUAAGUUAACAAUGGGAGAGGAGCUUGGACAUGGAGAGUUUGGCGAAGUGUAUGCUGGGAAACUCAAGGAAGGGUUGAACAGGGAAAUCGACGUUGCCAUCAAAAAGGUGUCUUUGGUUAAGCUACAUCCGGACCGUUGA
Cylicostephanus goldi is the source of this 384-nucleotide messenger RNA. Lineage: Eukaryota; Metazoa; Nematoda; Chromadorea; Rhabditida; Strongylidae. The record is from the annotation of a GenBank genome assembly.